AUGUCGUCCAUGCGUGGUCUUGUCCAAUUCAUUGCCGAUCUACGUAACGCUCGAGCUCGAGAACUUGAGGAGAAACGAAUAAACAAGGAAUUAGCCAACAUCCGACAAAAGUUCAAGAGCGAGAAACUCGAUGGAUACCAGAAGAAGAAAUACGUCUGCAAGUUACUCUAUAUUUAUAUUCAAGGAUACAAUGUCGAUUUUGGUCAUCUAGAGGCCGUCAACCUCAUCUCCGCAACAAAGUAUUCGGAAAAGCAGAUUGGCUACCUCGCAGUUACCCUCUUCCUUCACGAGCAACACGAACUCCUCCAUCUCGUUGUCAACAGUAUCCGCAAGGACCUGCUUGAUCACAAUGAGCUCAACAACUGUCUGGCCCUUCACGCUGUGGCCAAUGUCGGUGGAAAAGAAAUGGGUGAAGCCCUAGCCGUCGAUGUCCACCGUCUCCUCAUAUCCCCAACCUCGAAGUCUUUCGUCAAGAAGAAGGCGGCAUUGACUUUACUGCGACUGUACAGAAAAUAUCCAGGCAUAAUACAACCUGAAUGGGCGGAAAGAAUAAUUUCAUUGAUGGACGACCCAGACAUGGGAGUUGUGUUGUCUGUGACAUCCUUGCUUAUGGCCUUGGUUCAAGACAAUCCCGAGGCCUUCAAAGGCAGCUAUGUCAAGGCCGCCCAGCGAUUGAGGAGAAUCGUCCUUGAAAAUGAUGUCUCUCCGGAUUACUUCUAUUAUAAAGUUCCAUGUCCCUGGAUCCAGGUCAAAUUCCUGAAAUUGCUACAGUAUUAUCCUCCUUCGGAAGACACCCAUGUACGGGAAAUUAUACGCGAUUCUCUUCAGGCGAUUCUCCAAUACGCCACGGAAGCACCCAAGAAUGUGCAACAAAAUAAUGCACAGAAUGCAGUUCUCUUCGAAGCGAUCAACCUACUCAUUCAUCUUGAUUCAGAGCAUGGGUUGAUGGUGCAAAUAUCCAGCAAGCUGGGCAAAUUCAUCCAAUCAAGAGAGACCAAUGUACGCUAUCUGGGCUUGGAUGCUAUGACACAUCUGGCUGCACGUUCAGAUACCCUCGAUCCUAUUCAACGCCAUCAGAGUCUCAUUAUUGGAUCACUACGUGAUCGAGAUAUCAGUGUGCGAAGAAAAGGAUUGGAUUUACUAUACAGCAUGUGUGACACUUCCAACGCACAACCUAUCGUGAACGAACUGUUGAAAUACUUACAGUCAGCCGACUACUCGAUUCGAGAGGAGAUGACAUUGAAAAUCGCCAUUCUCACAGAGAAAUAUGCAAGUGAUGCUCAGUGGUAUAUUGAAAUUACCAUGCGACUUCUAGCCAUGGCUGGAGAUCAUGUCAGUGAUGAAGUGUGGCAACGAGUGGUGCAAAUUGUCACUAAUAAUGAAGAAUUGCAAGCUUAUGCUGCACAACAUAUCUUUGACUACAUCAAAAGCGACAAUAGCCAUGACACACUCGUCAAAAUUGGUGGCUAUCUUUUGGGGGAGUUUGGACAUCUUAUUGCAGAUAACAAGGGAUGCAGUCCGAUCGAACAAUUGAUGGCUUUACAGAACAAGAUGAUCUCAGCACCAGAUGCAACGAGAGCAUUACUCUUGUCCACCUUUGUCAAGUUCGUCAACCUCUUCCCGGAGAUCAAACCACAAUUAUUACAAAUGUUCCAGUUCUACAGCCACUCUCCCGACUCGGAAUUGCAACAAAGAGCUUGUGAAUACCUGGCUAUCGCAACUCUUCCAGCUGAUGACCUACUGAGAACAAUCUGUGAUGAGAUGCCACCAUUUUCUGAAAGAGCCUCAAUUCUGCUUCAAAGGCUGCACAAGAAAAGUGCAGGGACCAGUGAACGACGAACAUGGCUGGUGGGAGGAAAGGAUGCAAAUGCCGACAAGCAAGAGAUUAUUCUCGCUCAGCAGACUGGCUUGAAACGAACCUUCACCACAAUUGUCAAUGGAAACCAAGGUGGUUCAGGAAGUAACGGCCUAGCCCCUAAAGCGACCGGACAAAAUGGUUCUGCGGCAAAUGACCUAGCUGGACUAGACAUGAAUGGGCACACUAACGUUAACUCGAUGCCCAAUCUCGCCAGUACAACGCACUUGUCACCAGACUGGGAGAUUGGGUAUGAGCAGAUGUAUUUUGCAAAUGAAGGGGUUCUUUUCGAAGAUCCUCAGAUCCAGGUGGGAGUGCGAGCUGAGUAUCGGGGCCAUCUAGGUGUGAUCAAGCUGUAUUUCACCAACAAAGCGUCAUUCCCAGUGGGAUCAUUCACAACCACAUUGGACAACAAAUCUGCACCCAAUCUCAAGGUCGACACGAAAAGUCUUCCAGAUCCGUCGGUAGAAUCCGAAUCUCAAGUUCAACAGACGAUUGUUUGUACAUCUGUUGGAGCGUUUUCUGAAGCACCGACCAUCCGCAUUUCAUAUCUUGCCGGCGCACUUCAAGCCUACACACUCAAGUUACCCAUACUUCCUCACCGCUUUAUGGAUCCUUCCGAGUUAUCAGCUGAAGAUUUCUUCAAGCGCUGGCGGCAAAUUGGAGCAGGGCCUAUGGAGGCACAGAGUACGUUUGGUCUCCGAUCACCUUCGGCCGCCAUGAGUGAUAAAUAUGCACGGGAGGUUGUACUUGGGUUCCGAUGGAAGAUAUUGGACACGGUAGAUCCCAAUCCGCGAAAUAUUGUUGGCUGUGCAGUACUUCAGCUGGAAAAGGGCAAGACAGGGUGUUUGUUGAGAUUGGAGCCCAAUCCUCAACAGAAGGUAUGA
Messenger RNA from Exophiala bonariae, 2742 nucleotides. RefSeq lists its product as uncharacterized. The coding region runs from base 1 to 2742 and encodes 913 amino acids. The record is from RefSeq and is a predicted model, not a curated record. Gene Ontology annotation, cellular component: membrane coat; AP-2 adaptor complex. The transcript has a single exon. Gene Ontology annotation, molecular function: clathrin-cargo adaptor activity. NCBI's taxonomy places the organism in Eukaryota, Fungi, Ascomycota, Eurotiomycetes, Chaetothyriales, Herpotrichiellaceae. Gene Ontology annotation, biological process: intracellular protein transport; clathrin-dependent endocytosis.